CGCAACUUCGCAAUUGCCACCACAACCCGCCAGGCAUCGGCCAACAGACUCUUCUGCAGUUGCUCCCAAAGAACGGCCUUUACAAUAUGUCAGGCAGGCCCACCCGUGUCGUCUUCGACGACUUGACCGAAACGCAACUCAUCGAUAUAUUCAAGGAAGUUGGGCCUGUUGUAUCGUUCCGGCUGGUGUUCGAUAGGGAUACGGGGAAGCCGAAGGGAUAUGGCUUCUGUACCUUCCAAGAUGCGGAGACGGCGGCGAGUGCGGUACGAAACCUCAACAAUUACGAUGUUAACGGGAGACAGUUGCGGAUAGACUUUGCCGAGAGCGAUAAGGAGGAUCCCGGACCUGGUGGAAACGGAGGCCCUGGACAAGGGCCGCAAUCCGCACCCCAAUCAUAUCAACAACAUCAACAACCGCCACCGCCACAGCAGCAGCAACUUCCCCAGCAGAUGUAUGGUCAACAAAACAUGAACACUCCCCCACAUAACACGCCGGUGCCCGCGCCCGUCGCCGCGGGGCCGCCAGCGACGGAUGUGAUCAAUAAGAUACUGGCGUCAUAUCCCCCGGAACAGAUGCUAGAGGUUCUUGCGCAGAUGAAGCUGCAUGUCCAAAGCAACCCUGACCAAGUUCAGGCAUUGCUCAUGGAAAACCCGCAACUCUCAUAUGCGCUAUUCCAGGCACUGCUUGUUAUGAAUGUUGUGGAUCCCGCUAUCAUGCAGCGCAUCCUGCAAACCCAAGCCAUCACCCCCCAAAUGCAAGGCGUGCCACCUCCCCAACAACUGGGCAUCCCACCAUCAAUACCACCCAUGAUGAACCCCGCGGCGUUCAUCCAGGGCCUGACGGCGGCCCCAAUACCACAGCAACAACCGCAACAGCAGUUUGGGAGACCAUUGGGUAUACCCGCUGGGCUGCCUGCGGGCUUGGGACUGCCGAACCAGCAACCGAUGGGUGGGGCGGGGCCGAUUGAUAUGGUACAAGAACAACAAAAGCAAGUCCUCCUACAACUCCUCAACCUUACGCCAGACCAACUGCAAGCCUUACCGGCCGAUCAGAGGGAGAAAAUCACGCUCCUGAGGACACAGAUUCUCGGCCCACAAUAGGUUAUCCCCGCCGUAGCCCCAUGGCUCUGGAGCGAAACAUAUCCGCGGCAACUAUAUGGCGCUGUUCCGUAGGUCGACGGUAUUGGGGUCCGCAGAGGGAGUAUAUUAGGUAGCACAUAUAGCCUGAAGCUUGUAUA
This is a messenger RNA of Fimicolochytrium jonesii, 1237 nucleotides long. Its product is annotated as hinge domain of cleavage stimulation factor subunit 2-domain-containing protein. The transcript is spliced from 8 exons. The coding region runs from base 87 to 1100 and encodes 337 amino acids. Gene Ontology annotation, molecular function: mRNA binding. Lineage: Eukaryota; Fungi; Chytridiomycota; Chytridiomycetes; Spizellomycetales; Powellomycetaceae. The record is from RefSeq and is a predicted model, not a curated record. Gene Ontology annotation, cellular component: mRNA cleavage and polyadenylation specificity factor complex. Gene Ontology annotation, biological process: mRNA 3'-end processing.